GAGCGAGUUUGCGCUGUCCUCACUAGGAAGUGCGGAGAAUUUUAUGCGCUUUUUUUCAGCUGGGUUGGCUCAUGUCAGCUGGUGGUUAUUUUUUCGUUGUUACAGUUUCAAAAGGCUGCCAUAAAUUGCCACAGCACGGGAUAAUAAUCCGCCAGAGGCGUUACGGCAGAUCUUUGAAAAAUGCCCCGGAGAAAGAGGACCGCUGGCAGCAGCUCGGACGGGACGGAGGACUCGGACUUCUCCGCUGAUGUAGAGCAUGCUGAAGCUGCUGAGAUUGUGCACAGACGCAGCAGCACACGCCUGACUCGCGCGUCUCUGCGACUCAGCCAAAGUUCACAAGAUAACUGCACCUCUCCUGUAACUGUGGGUUCUGAUGAAGCUCUGGACUCAGCUGUAGAGUCAGCGCCGACAGCUGUUGCAGCAUCAGUCUUCUCCUCUGGGCGCAGGGUCACACGCAGCCAGCAGGGGGCGGCAAACACCACAGCCAAAAAAUACCCACUACGGCAGAGCAGGUCGUCCGGCUCUGACACAGAGGCUCACGUAGACAUCAAACAAGGGGCGGAUCGUGACGAGACCCCUCCUCGCACACCAACAGGCAACGCCCCGUCAUCAGAGUCGGACAUUGAAGUUUCCAGCGCGAGCAAUGACCUCGUGUCUUCUAGCAAUGACAUUGUAGUUUCACAAGAGGAAGACGAGAGGUUGGCCAAAGAGCUGUCACUCAAAGAGGCCGCCGCCCACGACCUUUCCCACCGGCCCAAACGACGGCGUUUCCACGAGAGCUACAACUUCAACAUGAAGUGUCCCACACCUGGCUGCAACUCACUGGGUCAUCUCACAGGGAGGCAUGAGAGACAUUUCUCCAUAUCAGGAUGCCCUCUCUACCACAACCUUUCUGCUGAUGAAUGCAAGGGCAAGGCAUCGACGCGCGACAAACAGGCCGAGGAAAGGACGCUGUCGCACCGUCAGGAUGAGAACAGACACUCCACGAGAAACCAGGCCCCUACAGAGCGUCAGCUGCGCUACAAAGAGAAGGUGACAGAGCUGAGGAGGAAGAGGAACACUGGCCUCAAUAAGGAGCAGAAGGAAAAGUACACGGAGCACCGUCAGAGCCAUGGAACGAGCCGCGAGCCUCUGCUGGAGAACAUCACCAGUGACUAUGACCUCGAGCUGUUCAGGAAAGCGCAGGCACGUGCCUCGGAGGACCUUGAGAAGCUCCGUCUGGCUGGCCAGGUGUCGGAGGGCAGCAACAUGAUAAAGACCAUUGUGUUUGGACGUUACGAGCUGGACACCUGGUACCACUCUCCAUACCCAGAGGAGUACGCCCGCCUGGGGAGGCUUUACAUGUGCGAGUUCUGCCUCAAGUACAUGAAGAGUCAGACCAUUCUACGCAGGCACAUGGCCAAGUGUGUGUGGAAACACCCUCCAGGUGACGAGAUUUACAGGAAGGGGAACAUCUCUGUCUUUGAGGUGGAUGGAAAGAAGAAUAAGAUUUACUGUCAGAAUCUGUGUCUGCUGGCAAAACUCUUCCUGGACCACAAGACUCUGUAUUAUGAUGUGGAACCGUUCCUUUUCUAUGUCAUGACUGAAGCUGACAACACAGGGUGCCACCUUGUCGGAUACUUCUCCAAGGAGAAAAACUCCUUCCUGAACUACAACGUAUCCUGCAUCCUUACCAUGCCGCAGUACAUGAGGCAGGGCUACGGCAAGAUGCUCAUAGACUUCAGUUACCUGUUGUCCAAAGUAGAAGAGAAGGUGGGCUCACCUGAGCGGCCCCUGUCGGACCUGGGACUAAUCAGCUACCGAAGUUACUGGAAGGAGGUGCUGCUGCGCUACCUGAACAACUUUCAGGGCAAGGAGAUUUCCAUCAAAGAGAUCAGCCAGGAGACUGCAGUGAACCCGGUGGAUAUAGUCAGCACACUGCAGUCCCUCCAGAUGCUUAAAUAUUGGAAGGGGAAGCACCUGGUUUUAAAGAGACAGGACCUUAUUGAUGACUGGAAGGCCAAGGAGACCAAACGUGGUAACAGCAAGACCAUUGACCCCACAGCCUUAAAAUGGACCCCACCCAAAGGGACGUAGAGGAGCUACCAUUACACACACUCCAAAAACACACAGUCACGCACAGAUCCUCCUCUGUACACUGGCAUGCUCACAGACGCUGAGUCUAAACCCUCACUCACUAUCGUACGAAACGCUUUCAGCAGCUACAGCACAGUCACAGACACGGACAGUUGCUACUCUGGGUUCAAGUAACCACAACAUUAGUCCACAGGUAGGAUUCCUGUUAAAAGAGUUGUUUGGACAUUUCCCUAAAAUUUGAAUUAGAAAAAUAAGGAACAUCCAUAUGAGUCUGGGAAUGACUUCUCAGACACUUAACUGUGUGUUAGUAAAAACCCUGAGUUGCCAGGUUUUUAAUAGCAAGCGAUCAGGAAGGACGUCCUUCUGAAAGGAAAGCUACAUAAAUAAAAUAUGUAAAGGAAGAGGGCUAAUGAAAAGCAAUGUUUAAUUUCUGUGAGCAGGAAAACUACAUUUAGAUGUAUCUCGAGCAAUAAGCAGUGAAAUAAAGACAGAUUACAGAACAGGUCCUAACAUACAACAUACAGUACUUAACACAUUUAUAAAAAAGAAAUAUAAAUUUGCUUUAUGUGUGGCGGGAUGCUAUAAAAUUAAAUAAUUAAUUAAUAAUUAAUGAUUCAAAUCUUGUUUUAUUACUCUUUUGAUAGGGGUAGACAUUUUUACGACAAAGCAACACCGGGGUUGUCGCUGUCUUUUCAUUUUUUGCGAAUUACAUGUUCUAUGCUAAAGCUAGUAACAACUGCUGCUUAAAGUUAGCUGGUUUGUUUGGGCCAAAAGUGGGCAUUUAAAAAAUAAUAUGGUGGAAAAUAGGAAUGAUAUUCAGUCACAAUUUUAAAUAUUUAUUUCCCUGUUCAGGAUGUAGAGCAACCCUUCUCUCAUGGCAGCCAAAAUAGCUACACUCCCCUGUAUAGUAUUUUAUAAGCUAGCAAAAACCCCUACUAAAGUUAGCUGGUUAAGACUUUCCUGAAAAUGGCCAUUUUGGGAAAAAAUUGCAAAAAUAACACAGAUAUUCAAUAAAACUGAUGAAUAUUUCUUGAUUAAACAGUAUUUUAUAAGCUAACUAGCUAGUUAUAAACGAUUGAUGCUGAGUUUAGCUAAUUAGCUUUUGAUUAGCUUUUGCUAUAAAUUCUUUUUUAAAAGUGGGGGAUAACAUGAGAAUGUUAUUCAAUACAAUAUUGAAUGUUUGAUUGUUCUGAUGAAAUGGGCUUUGAGUUUUAUGUAAUUCUUUAACAUUUUCACAAAUGCAGUUAUACAUUUUACACAAUAGAACAGACAGGUUUUAUUGUACACUGACCACAGCCACUAUUCAUCUUUAGGUUCUUUUGACGUGUGUAUACGUAGCAUGGCCGCUGAUACCUUCUUGACCUCAUUUGUUGUCUGCAAAGUGAAGGUAAUCGUGCAUCGUUAGCGCACCUUCUCCCAGACACUUAAUUAGCACGGCGCACCAGGCCCGCUUGCUAAUCCAAUCAGCGGCAUGUGGUAUCAAAUCUGCAGUGCAUUUCAGUCUGUCAUUCAGACAAAAUGCAGGUCUGCAACACUUUGACUCAUGUAAACGUGUUUUUGCAGACACAGACCAGCUGGUUGUGAUUAAACAGGACCAUGUCUGGGCUUGCAUGUAAUACUGCCAUCCACAUGAUUAAAUGGAGAGUUUUCAAACAAACUGGAGAAGAAAUAAGGUUGAUCAUUCCUCUGGGACGAGUGAUGAAAUCUAAAGAAAAAAAAUGUCCAAAAGUAUCAAACCACAGUGAAUAAACAACACUGUGUAAAUUAGUGUUCACAUAUUUGACACAUACACAGGUGAAAAGUAGUGAAAAGUGAUUUGAUCUAACUUAACUUAAUGCAUUUUAUCAACUAGAUAUAGUAUUGAAAAGCUAACAUGGUUUUAGGUCAGGUGCUUUACCUUGUGGCCUUGUGGCUGUUUGAACCCAGAGCCGAUCAGUAACAGAGCUUCUCUUCUCAUGCAUCAAACCCUCACAUUGUGUCCAGCAUUUAACCCCGUCUCAUCCAUCUCUUGGUUAGCAAAAAGCUAUAGCUGCCACUGGGCCACGUUUGUACCGUCACCAAGGAGGAACCUACCCACGAUGUGUGUUUAUGUGUUUUCCGUUUGUUUUUGUCACCCAUGUUUUAAGACUUUUCUCUCAGUUGUGUCUGCAGUUUCAUUUUUUAGCAGUUUAUAGAGUUUGGGAGCUCUUGUGUGCUUUGUUUGGUUUUGUUAAAGUUCUCAAUGAUUUUCAUACUUUUUCUACCUCUGAGGUUUUACCACUGUAUAAAAAGCUAAAACGGCGCAUUAAGCUUCUGUUUUUGUUUUGUUUGGGGUUUUUUGUUGUUGUUUUUUAGUUUUUGUGUGUGUAUUAACGUGAAAAUAAUGUAGAUGUUACUGCCCAGCAAGUGUUUUGGUUUUUUUUAAUAGAUUUUUUUUAAAUAGCCUAUUUAUAUUCUUAAAAAAAACCACAUUAACUACAUAGAGCAUAAACAAGCGUAGAGGAAUCUCUCCUUUCUAGGAAAAUGAUUUCCUUGUGAAUCAAAUAUUUUUAAAAAUCUAAAUAAAAUUGUACGUGCUUUUGAAUGUGUCUACAAGCUCUUGGAAAGUACAGGAAGAACAAUCCAGAGCAUUUUCCCCACCAACAAAGGCGAUGACGGAAGUCAUUUACAUUUCAGAGGUUUAUUCCAUGUUAUCAAAAGUGACGUGAUUGAAUCAAAACAUGUCACUUUGCACAUUGUCACUACUUAUUACCACCAUAGUUGAUGCUGUGAGCUGUUAGAAAAGGGCAGCCUUGUUGUGUAAGCUCAAUAAGCAUGGUUGGCAGCACUUUUAAUUUUUGAAAUUUGUUCUAUAUGAUUGAUUAAAAUAUUAUUUUAAUUCUAUUGACAAUCUCUACAUUUAUUGAUCUGGAUCAACAUGUUGAUGAAUUUUAAUCAGCAUUUAAUGUUUUGGUAAAGGAGUAGCUGGCUGUUAUUAUCAAAUAUGGAUUUGUGAACAUUGAUCUGUGAUUGAUAUCUCUCGCGCGUCUGUUCGAUAAAUAUGAAGCUGCAGGCAGUUAGCUUAUCUUAGACUGGAAACUGGGAAAUCGCCAUUCUGGCUCGAGCAAAUAACCGACUUUAAAACAAGAAAUUCACUUUUUGUUCAGACUAAACAUCUGCUUGGUCCAACAGAGGAUUCACAUACAUCCUAACAAUCCAUCAGAAACAUUGUGCAUAAGUUUAGACAGCAGUUGGCUGUGAAAUUAGAGGUGUGUUGCCAACAAUGUCACAUUGAAUCAACCAUUAUCUUUUUUCUGUAGCUUUUGUGUCACAUUUGAGCCAUUUUCUUUUCCCGACUGCAGCUUAAAGUUACAUUUCUUCUUGUGUUGAAACAACUGUUGCCUUUAAAGUUCAUUAGUUUAAAAAAAAAGUCAAUGUCUUUUUUUUCUUGUUUUAUAUACUGAUCAUUUCUGUGUACGGGUUAUCUGCAUUUUACAUAUUAAUACAUAUUUCUGUUAUCCGGUGGUUAAUGUGGUUAAAUGCACUGUCAUCAUUGGGUCGUACAGCACAGCACAGGGCAACAGUGCUAACAGAAACUCCAUUUAUCCUUUUAGCAUCAGCUCUCAAUAAAUCACUCACAAAUGUGCUGCUGGCUGAAUUUACUUGUUGGUAGGUUGUUGUUGUUUUUUUUUAACUAAUGUGCAUUAACAUUAAAGUGCGCUUACUUACCUUUUUCUCUCUUUUUUCUUUUUUCUUUUUUUUUUUUUUUGCCUUUCAAUGAAUUUACAAUGAAUAAAAAGCAUCCUCAAACACACUCCUGGCUACAAUGUUCCAUACAUGAUUGGGAUACUUGGGCUCUUGAGGUCUUUUUUUGGCUGAGAUGACUGGUAAGCAAAAGGCUUACCAGUCAUCUUUGGUGUCAGAGAAAAUAUUAUAGAGGAUGGGUUCCUUUUUUAAGGCCUCCAUUAUGCUGAUAUUUAAGAGUCUUACAAGAAAAAAUCCCAUCAUAAAGAGUGUACUCUUUUCCUUCUUACCUGAGCAGGACCUAAUGGACCUAAUUAUAAUGCUGAAAACAGCCCAUUAAAACUGUAAAUAACUGGAGUGUUUUGAACUUUAGAAAAAAAAAUCAAAUUUACCCAUGUGUGUAGUGUUCUUGUUUUCAAGAAACCUGUCAUGACGUUGUUGUGCUUGUGUCUAUUUUCCAAUCACCUUUUCAUUCCUCCCCCUGGUGCCAAUGGUAGCUAUAGAUGGACAGUUUUAGAGCAUUUUGCUGGUUACUAACGCACCCAUAUGCUAUCACGAUUACCUGGAGAAACAAAGAUGCAUUCCUUCGCCUUUCAUAGGUCACCAGAAAGCUGUUGUUGUAGUGCUACCUAUUUAAACUACUCACACAAAGAAGUGACACAAAAGUAGCGUGACAUUGCUAUGUAGCUCAGUUGUGCUUUUGUACCUGCUUCUCCUCUUUGCCUUCCUCUUCAAUAAAGACAAAUGGUGAAACAAA
Molecule: messenger RNA, 6535 nt
Organism: Pelmatolapia mariae (spotted tilapia)
Lineage: Eukaryota; Metazoa; Chordata; Actinopteri; Cichliformes; Cichlidae
Product: histone acetyltransferase KAT7-like
Exons: 15
Coding region: 181-2076 (631 amino acids)
Biological process (GO): negative regulation of DNA-templated transcription; positive regulation of transcription by RNA polymerase II
Cellular component (GO): nucleus; chromatin
Molecular function (GO): zinc ion binding; transcription coregulator activity; histone acetyltransferase activity
Source: RefSeq, a predicted model, not a curated record